This is a messenger RNA of Megalopta genalis, 3341 nucleotides long. Its product is annotated as putative oxidoreductase dhs-27. NCBI's taxonomy places the organism in Eukaryota, Metazoa, Arthropoda, Insecta, Hymenoptera, Halictidae. The record is from RefSeq and is a predicted model, not a curated record.
CCCACCCUGCGGCCUGCAUCCAGCUAGGUGGGUGACGAUAGAACGUGCACCGUGCCAGUUGGUACUUUAAGAUCCACAUUGCGCUACGAUCAAAGGGUCCGGCAAACCGAGAAACGUCGGAUCGGGCAGUCGGUGCUCCCUGCGCCAAGGGUGUGUCGCGGAAGUAAGCCAGUUGCAAAUCCCCGAUGAGAGGACGUCGAACUGCGCCGGGCUGAACGUCCGUGGACCGGCCAACGUAACAGGAAGUAGACGUAACCGACGACGAAUCCAUUCAUUGCUGGCGAUUUCACGAAGCCUCAAACAAUAAACCCCGUUGUGUUCCGAUGUGAAACAGUCGAAUGACCGCGCUCCGCCUAUUAUCAUUCCCGAGCGUAGAUGUGCUUGAUUAGCAUCGAUUGGGGAGUAGACUCACGUAGAUACGCAUCAGACCCACCGCAACGCAAUACUAUCGUCUUUUUCCCUCUUUCUGGUUAAACGAUACAAGCCUCGCCGGGAAUCAGUGGUCCGUUUUCCCUCGUCGGAGUAAACAAAAGAGGAGAGAGGAGACCUUCCGGAGAGGAGUCUUUUUACGUGGAUGGCCAAUUGGGAUUGGAAGAACAUGGAUUGGGAUUGGGAAGACGCGGACGACUCUUCCAGCGGAACGGAGGAGCUGAAGCCGGAGAUUGAUAAGCAGUGGCUUGACGGUAUCCUAAGGGAGUUUCACAAAGAACCGGUCACGAUAACCGAGUGUAACGUGAACCCCGGCUGUAUGAGCAACGAAAGCGUGCUGAGCACCAUAAUUAGCGUUAAAGUCAAGUACGUGUUGACCGAGUCGAACACCACGCAGGACCUAUCUUUAAUCGUGAAAGAGCUACCGAAAGAUCCGUUCAGUCGUUUUUUCGUGAACGAGGGCCAGUUCGACCUACGGGAAAUUAAGUUUUACACGCAGGUCAUGCCAGACUUGAGAGAGUUCCAAAAGAAACAGCUGGCGUUAGAGAAUACCCGCGAGAACCUCGACAAACCGGGCGAGGAGAUUCCUCUGUCGGUACCUGUGUGCUACCACGCGCAAUACAUGCCAGCACAGGAGACCGAGGACACCCUGACGACACCGGACUCGAUCUUGGUGCUGCAAGACCUUCGCGACUCUGACUUUUGUAACAUCAAAUUCAGGAAAGGAAUGACCUUCGACCAGACUCAGGUCGCGCUGGAGGCUAUAGCGCGCAUACACGCGCAUUCCCUAGCAAUGAAGGUCGUCGAAGGACAGUCCCUGUCCGAGCGUUACCCAUUCCUCUUCCAAACAGCGAAAGCGACCGAUUCGUAUCAGCAGCUGGUCGAGCGCGGCCUGCCGCAGCUUGCGAAAUUUUUGGAGAACAGGGGGCUGGGAGCGAUACUCGAGGCUCUGCGCAUACUAAGACCGAAGACUAUGCACAUAAUAUCUGCGCUCCUUGCCCCCGAGGGGCCACUGACCCUGAUCACGCACACAGACUUCUGGUGCAACAAUCUCCUGUUCAAGGAAGGUCCGAACGGUCUCGAAUGCUGCAUUCUCGACUGGCAAAUGGUCACAUACAGCAGACCAAGCAACGACAUCGCUUUGUUGAUAGUGAGCUCAUUGCCUACCGACCUACGUCGAAAGUUCACAGAGGUUUUCCUCGAUAUCUAUUGGAACGCUCUAACCAGCACAUGUUCUCGCCUCGGGGUCGACAUCCCGAAAGAUUUGGGCUACACGAGGGAAGACCUGAGCAAAGACUACAGACGGUCGCAGCUGCUAGCGCUUCUACUUUGCAUCGGAUCGGUGGACGUUGCCUUGGGUGAUCCGGACACCGAGGAACGACUGAUCGACGUUCUAAAGGAUCUUCACAGCGAGGGCGUGUUCACAGAUGAGACCGUCGUCGCAACGAGCGAGAGUGAUUUUUAGUCAGCCGCAAAUGCCGCUCACGAUAGUGCUGCUGUGAAUUAAUUAAUCUUACGCGAGACGCAAAUCAAACUGGCGACGGCUGUGGAAUCCGGAGGGUUCGAUGAAUCACGGACAUUCAGAGUUUGAUUAAUGUGAUCCGGAGCAAAAAGGCUUGUGUCGAUAACAGUGUAAUUGCGGGUAGUUAAAGAAGUCGACGUUCAAAUGCCGCUAGCAUGGAAAGUAUAGCGUUCACGAUAGAACUUUGGGUUCGAAAAUAUUUCGUAAUAAUGAAAGUAUUAACGAACAAGUUUAGAGAAUUACGUCUUCGAUAUGUAUACGUAAGACAUUUGGUUGUUCCUCUUGCGACACUUGUUUAUGUUUUGGUACGACUAUUAAGUAAGCAUGACGCCAAUAAAUGCUAUCUGAAAUUAUACGAAUAAAAACGUCUCGAGAGUUAAGUAAUUACUCACAACCUUGUGCUCUGAGGUGCUUUAAGUGAAACUUUUAAGUCAAUUAUCUAUUAGACUGACUUCGUUUGAAAUCGUUUCUCUAACUAAAUUCUUUCCCGCAAUUAUUACAACGGCUAUAAAACCGGCAUUCUGUUAUCGCAAAUUUACAUACGCAAUCAUUAUAUUAUUCUCUUUCUUUGUACAAACUACAUAAAUAAAAUAUACCUUGAUGUUGUCAUGAACUUGUAAAAGUAUAUCUGUAUACUAGCGUCUAAUGAUGAUCCCUAAGUCACGUCUACAGAAAAUGUUUCUUUUAUUGUAACUGUUUCAUCCGUACUCUGUGGUUAGAAUUUUCAUUUGAAAGUCAUAGCUGGUUAUUUUUAAACAGCUACCGUACGUAUUUAAUUGCCAAGAUUAAUAAUAUAGAGAACAAACGUAAAUAAUAGUAAUUGACUUACCGAUGCAGUUACUCCACCAACGAUAAAGGCAUUCCUUUUAUGCUUGUUGCUUCUUUCGUAUCUUGUAUACAAUUCUCUUCCCACCCAUACUGGUAUACCUGCAAAACGAAGCGAACAGGAAUGUAUAAUUUUAUUUGAAAACACAACUAGUCCAUAUCUUUGAAAUAAUACAAAAAAACUUCAUCUCAGGCAAAACGCUAUUCUUGUGUUACACAAUUGCUGUAUAAUAAUUGUGUUUGCAUCUUCAAUAUAUUAAGAGAUAAUGGUCUGCUAAUAUUUAAGUACAUGAACAAGAAAUUACAUAUAUUGUCUGCGUAUAUGACUGACCUAUAAUCAUAGCAGGUACGGCUAUACCAGCUGCGAGACCAAUUCCAACAGGAGCGCCAACCAAAGUUCCAAGUUGCCAAAGUAUCUUCUUUUUCCUAGACCAUGGCUUUUUGCCCCAGAAUGUACAACCAGAGGGACUAGAAGUAAUUAAGAGAUUCAUGUAAUAAAUUCAUGUAAAGAACAUAGUACUAUUUGAAAUGAAUACUGUAUAAUAAAAAUCAACUAAUACCUUAA